CAAACUGGCAACGGAGUUCAGUCGACGUUUUGACACUGUGAGAAGAGGAAGGCGGCCGAGGUCAAUGACAGUACUGAAUCUUUUUCUUGUGGACCGAAUGGACUGCAGUAGAGUUCCCACAGAUGGCCAAAAAUCUCGCUUAACCCAAGCUGGUCUUGGUUUUGCGAGGAACAAGUUGUUCAACCUAACCUGGGACUUGCGUGAAUUUUAUGCAUUUGUCUGUGGGAGCUUUCCAUCUGUGAACCUGAACUUAAUAGGUUUCACUGUGGCCAAGGCAAAUAAACAACGAAGGUUGAUGACACUUCAUGCCAACUCUUUGAAGGAUCUGAAGCGUCAGUUACGAAAAAGCCAUCUUUAUAUAAUUCCACUUGGAAACCUCUUAUCUGGAAGUCAGAUGUCUGCAGCAGUGGUCAACCCCUCCACCACACCUGCUCAGUCCAGCCAAAUGUCUGCAGCAGUGGUCAACCCCUCCACCACACCUGCUCAGUCCAGCCAAAUGUCAGCAGCAGCAUUAAUGGAAAAUUCAUUAGAGAGAGACAUGUCAUUUCAGCUGGAGACGUUGGACCCACUAGAGUGGCAGAAUGCAGGAACGCCUGAUGUGUUUUACAAAAUUCCAACAAGCUCAGCAGUGGAUGCCUCUCAAAUUGUAGACAGAAAUGACUUCAUGCUGGCUGAAAAUGAUGAAGAUAAUGACAGCAGUGAUCAUGACAGCAGUGGUCAUGACACAAAUGACGAAAAUAAUUUCACCACAGUAAGUCUGCUUCAUGCUAUGGAUGAAGAUCUUAAUCUUGCCACAGUCCUCAAAUGUUUCCAGAAACAACACUUCUGCCAAGAUGAAGAGGACAGCCAAAGCAGCUCUUCCGACUCUGGCAAUGACCUCCAUGUUAUUGUCCAUAGGAGGAAAGUCCUAUACAGUGCUUUUAAAGCAAUGUCAUCACCAUCAUUCUGCUGGAAGAAAUCUCCAAAGGUGGAAUUUGUUGGGGAGGAAGGAGCAGAUUACGGGGGGCCACAGAGAGAGUUUUUCCGACUCUUGAUGCAGGAUGUGCAACAGUCCGGUUUGUUUGAGGGUCCAUCUAAGGAGCUACUGUUCACCUACCAUCAGGGCCAGGAACAAAAGUACCUAAAGGUUGGAAAAUGCGUUGGCUGGUCGAUCGUCCAUGGGGGACCGGGAUUACGAGCCCUCAACAAAACACUGUUCGCUUGCAUGUGUGGCCACAACCCAUCCUUUAGAGAUUUCCGUUGGCAAAAUCUUGAUGAAGAUGUACAGAGUAAAAUCAAGAAGAUUCUCAACUGCAAAGAUGAAAAUGAGUUUGCUGCCUUGCUCCAGGCCGAAGUUCUAGGCAACUGGUUAGCUGAGUGUGGCAUAUACAUGUCAAAGAGAGAGGAGAUCCCAAACACAAUUGCAUACAUAUUAAUUACAUCCAUUUACAGAGUUGCAAACAUCAUCAAACAAUUCACCGAUGGAUUGAACUCAUGGGGGAAUUUGUGGGAUGUGGUGAAAGCCAACUAUGCUGCCUUCCUGCCAGUCUUCACCGACAUGUCCGUCCCUCUUACUCGCCAAUCCCUCAAGUCACUCUUCAGUGUCAACUACAGUACUAGGGGCACCAACCGACGAGAGCAGGAAGAGGACACCAUCUUCAGCUGGGAGGUGUUUCUCAAGAUGGUAGAAGACAGUCAAGCAGAUGUCACUUUUGAGGACAUCCUCAUAUUCAUCACCUCAGCAGACAUGAUUCCUCCACUUGGAUUCCAGGAACAGCCUACCAUUGACUUUUAUGACCAGGAACAAGGCAGGUCCCGAAUGCCAUAUGCAUCCACUUGCGCACUGACCUUUUACCUUCCCAGAGGCCUGGAUAGCGAAUAUACAAUGAAGGAAAUGGUCACUUCAGCCAUAAAAAACAGCUUAGGUUUUGGAAAACCUUAA
This is a messenger RNA of Hypomesus transpacificus, 1921 nucleotides long. Its product is annotated as E3 ubiquitin-protein ligase RSP5-like. Gene Ontology annotation, molecular function: ubiquitin protein ligase activity. The transcript is spliced from 14 exons. Gene Ontology annotation, biological process: protein polyubiquitination. Bases 65 to 1921 code for a protein of 618 amino acids. The record is from RefSeq and is a predicted model, not a curated record. NCBI's taxonomy places the organism in Eukaryota, Metazoa, Chordata, Actinopteri, Osmeriformes, Osmeridae.